Brenthis ino (lesser marbled fritillary) is the source of this 441-nucleotide messenger RNA. The record is from the annotation of a GenBank genome assembly. Lineage: Eukaryota; Metazoa; Arthropoda; Insecta; Lepidoptera; Nymphalidae.
AUGCCGCAUAAUUUAUCAAAGCGCCAAAAAAUGGGAGUUCUUCUCAUAUUGUCAGCAGCAGCAGAAGAGAAGAAAAAAAAUAAGAGGUUCUGGAUGAAAAAAAUUUACCAUAAGCGUGCGGAGUAUACUCAAAUUAAUAAUAUAAUGAAUGAUUUGAACGUCAUAGAUUUUCAUACUUAUCUUAGAAUGGAUAGUGAAAUAUUGGAAAUGCUGUUAGGAAUGGUUGGACCCGAAAUUCAACGUCGUGAUACUAUUAUGAGAGAGAGUGUCCCAGCAAAAGAACGUUUACUUGUAACCCUGCGAUACCUUGCAACGGGAGAAAGCUAUCCUGAACUUAUGGUUUCGUAUGCAGUUUCACCACAGCUAAUGAGUAAAAUUAUUCCUGAAACUUGUUUAGCUAUUUAUAAAGAUUUAAAAGAUGAGUAUCUCAAGGUAAGUCAA